AUGGAAUACAUCACAAAUACUGCUGGGGCAGACAUGGAUCAGACUCAGAAUGGAAAAGUUUUAAUCGAUCCUCAGCAUGAUCCAAAUGCAGUUGUACAAGAUACAGAAAUGGAAGAAGAUGAAGCUCGUUCUGAUGCAACAUUCAAGUUUACUGUACACAAUUUUAGUAAGCUCAAGGACUCUGUACUCUCUCCUCCUUGUUUUAUGAGAGACCUACCCUGGAAGAUAAUAGUAAUGUCUCGUAACAGUCAUUCUCAAGAUGCUAGGUCUGAUAGACCAGCCUAA
This is a messenger RNA of Diabrotica balteata, 285 nucleotides long. The record is from the annotation of a GenBank genome assembly. NCBI's taxonomy places the organism in Eukaryota, Metazoa, Arthropoda, Insecta, Coleoptera, Chrysomelidae.